Molecule: messenger RNA, 1020 nt
Organism: Apaloderma vittatum (bar-tailed trogon)
Lineage: Eukaryota; Metazoa; Chordata; Aves; Trogoniformes; Trogonidae
Product: mitogen-activated protein kinase kinase kinase 14-like
Exons: 6
Source: RefSeq, a predicted model, not a curated record
AUCGCUAAAGAGCCACCUCCUCUGAGGGAAAUUCCACCUUCCUGCAACCCUCUCACUGCCGAGAUUAUUAAAAUGGGACUGGAGAAAGAGCCUAUUCAGAGAGCAUCUGCGUCGGAACUGAAAACGAAGACCAGUGUCGCGCUUGAAGAAGUGGGAGGUGUGACAAGCCCCUGGAAAGGCGAAUACAGAGAGCCCAGACAUUUAUCUUUGAACAAAGAAAACAAUCCUCAGACCUCCCUGUCCCCAACAGUGAGCCCCGUUUCUGCGACUGCUUCUGACCCAAAAUUGGAGGGCAAAGGCUCUUGCGCGAGCCCAGUCCGACUGCCGGCGUCUCUGGGACAAACGGAGGAGGUCGAGGGAAGCCCUUGGCCCAUGUGCAAGGAAUUAUGUGACACCUGGGAUCCUCCACCUCUCUCCUCGACUCCUCUGCCCCUGAAGAGCUGCGGCCACGCGGAGAGAGCAACAACCAUUUCGGAGCAAGAGCUGCAGCAGCUGGAGAUAGAACUGUUUCUGAACAGCCUUUCGCAGCCUUACUCGCUGGAAGAGCAAGAGCAAAUGCUUUCGUGUCUCAGCAUCGACAGCCCGUUUGUGUCGGAUGCCAGCGAGAAGAACUCCAUGAAGGCUUCCCAGAGCUUGAGGGACACGAUGAGCUCCGGGAUUCAUUCCUGGAACAGCCAGGCGGAUGGACAGAGCUUCAGCUGGAACAACCUCCUGACCCGCAGCCGGCACACGGACACUCCCAGCUAUUUCAACGGAGUGAAAAUCCAGAUCCAGUUGCUAAGCGGAGAAAAUUUGCACAUCAGGGAUUUCCACAGGACGAAGGUGGGAGACAUUGCCACGGGGAUAAGCAGCCAGAUCCCGGUCCCUGCUUUCAGCCUGGUCACUAAGGAAGGGAAGCCCGUGCGCUACGACAUGGAGGUCCCGGACUCGGGUAUCGAGCUGCAGUGCACCCUCGCCCCCGACUGCAGCGUCAGCUGGACGUGGCGAGUCAAGCACGGUCAGCUGGAGAACAGACCGUGA